AUGUGUAAAAGGGGAUCACUUUUUAAUGACUCAAAUAUUGAUUAAAAGUAGGAGAAAUAAAAAAAGCGAGAAGAGAAAGGAGACAAUCGGAUGACUAUUUUGUAUUUAUUAAAUAAAUUAUUAAGGUAGUUUUUAAUUAAAAUUUAACAUCAAUCUUGGAAGAAAUCAAUUGGCCUAGAUGAUAGAGAGAUUUACACAAGUAAAGAUGCAACAUGAUAAAGCUGAAAAAUUUAGUCAUUAUUAAAAUCCUCAUAAGAUUUUGAAUUUAAGAAUUAACAGGGUAAGAAACAAAUAGGAAGGUUUUUCUGAAAAUUCUUGGUUCUUAGUAAAAAAUUUGUGUUAUUGGAAGGAGUAUAUUAGAAGAAUACUCACUAGCAGGUUUAUGUUUAAUUUAUAUAAUUAAAGAAUAAGAGAACGAUUGAAGAAACACAUAAUUUAUAUGUUAAUGAUAAUUAAAUUGAUUAACUAGAGAGUUUUUUAUUUAGUUGGAAAAAUCAAAAAGGAAGAUUAAAAUGGUUAUACAAACAAAGUCAUAUGUAUAAAUGAGUUAAAAAAAUGUUGA
This is a messenger RNA of Paramecium octaurelia, 562 nucleotides long. The record is from the annotation of a GenBank genome assembly. Lineage: Eukaryota; Ciliophora; Oligohymenophorea; Peniculida; Parameciidae.